AUGGCCUGUCUGGGUUUGUCAGUAUCUAUUCGUGUCUGUUCGUGUAUCACCGUGAACGUGCGUAUGUGUAUGUUAUAUGGGUUAGUUAAAUGCAUAGAUCGGGAAAAUAAAGGAGAUGUAGGAAUGCGGAUUUGUGCUUUGGGAGUAGCGCUGGAUCAACGAAAAUGCACAAUGCCAAAUCAUUCGGGAAUUCUCAGGACAUUCCAGAGCAUGGGCGUGUGUUUAUACAUAUAUACAUUUGCGAGCAUUAAUCGAUAUGACGGUAGUCUGCUGGAUAAUCGCCAGCUGCACAUUGCACACCCUUCAUGUCCUUCCUCUUUGUUUGCACCUUUCUUCACUUGCCCUACUAUUUUUAAGUGUGCGUGUGUAUGUGGUGUGUAUGCGGGGGUGUCUCGCGUCACAUGUACGCUUGAUUUACGUCAUCCUAUGAUAGAAUUCAGUUGUGAACAUUUGUGGAUGAUGUGA
Molecule: messenger RNA, 465 nt
Organism: Thelazia callipaeda (thelaziosis nematode)
Lineage: Eukaryota; Metazoa; Nematoda; Chromadorea; Rhabditida; Thelaziidae
Source: the annotation of a GenBank genome assembly